CCAUAAACCCACAAUAUCUAAUUGUCCCUUCUCUUCUCCCUAUCACACUACUACACACAUCAUGGCUUUCUCCACUAGAAGCCCCCUCUUCUUCUUCUUCACUACACUUAUUCUUCUCUCCACUCAAAUCCAUGCUAGAGACAGCUACUUCUUUGGGAAACUCCACAGAGACUCUCUCAAAGACCAAAACCCUAACAAUGUUAUCCCUCUCGAGACCAGCGAGAAAACAACAGUAGAUGAAUCCAUCCCCAACAAGAAAGAGCAAGAACAAGAUCCUACCUUUGUCCCCGAGUCCGGAAACGGCUAUGGCUUGUAUGGUCACGAGACCACUUACAAUGACAACAAAGAAGAGUUCAACAACAACAACAAGUACGAUGACAAAGUCAACAGCAAGACUUUCUCCACUCCAAGCUUGAGCGAGACUGAGGAGUCUUUCAACAACUAUGACGAAAAGUACCCGAAGGAUACAGAGACCUACGGCAGCAACGGUUACAACAACGAAGAGUUCAACAACAACAACAACAAUAAGUACGAUACAAACUUCAAGGAAGAGUUCAACACCAACAACAAGUACGAUGAAACCCCCAAGGAAGAGUUCAACAACAAGUACGCCAAUGAAGAAUUCAACAACAACAACAACAACAACAACAACAACAACAACAACAAGUACGAUGAAAACGUGAAGGAAGAGUCUUUCUCUCAGAACAAUGGAGACAACAAGGGAAGUUUCUACAACUCUAACGCUUACGGGACAGAGCUAGAACGUGAAACGCCGUACAAAGGCUACAGCCACAAUUUAGAGAGGCAAGGCAUGAGUGACACAAGGUUCAUGGAAAAAGGUAGCUACUAUUACGACCUUUACAACGCCAGAAACCACGGCCAUUACUACCGGAAGCCUCACAGCAAACGCCCCGCCGGUUUCUAUUCAUCUCCGGCGACCGAGACUAACUACGACCAGCAAUCGUAUUCGUACGGAAACAACAACAACAACAACGAGGAGAACAGUUUUAAGGAUCCAUACAACUCCAAGUGGGAGAACGAACAGCCUGAGGAGUUUGUUGCGGGGCAAGGCACUAAUAAUCAGCUCAAGCCUUGAUGAAGAUUGUUAUUUGAUUUCCUCUCAAGACUACUAGCUACACUCUUCAGAAGCACUUUCUUUUAUUUUCAACUAAGUUAUAUUACUUAUCGUUGUUUAGUCAAAACUAUAUCGUUGUUAUCAUUGCAACAAAUUAAAAGUGAAAGGGGUUUGUGUUUUUUUAAGUUGAGGUGGGUUUGCUUUUUUAUUGGGUUUUUGAACUUUGAUGUUUGCGUUUGCAUAUAUUAUUCGGAGAAAAGAAAGAUACUAGUAUAUAUAUAUGGUGCUACUUUAUGUUAUUA
Camelina sativa (false flax) is the source of this 1377-nucleotide messenger RNA. RefSeq lists its product as uncharacterized. NCBI's taxonomy places the organism in Eukaryota, Viridiplantae, Streptophyta, Magnoliopsida, Brassicales, Brassicaceae. The record is from RefSeq and is a predicted model, not a curated record.